This is a messenger RNA of Xenopus laevis (African clawed frog), 2069 nucleotides long. It is a transcript of the gene maea.S, whose product is annotated as macrophage erythroblast attacher S homeolog. Gene Ontology annotation, molecular function: ubiquitin-protein transferase activity; ubiquitin protein ligase activity. NCBI's taxonomy places the organism in Eukaryota, Metazoa, Chordata, Amphibia, Anura, Pipidae. Gene Ontology annotation, cellular component: nuclear matrix; nucleus; cytoskeleton. The record is from RefSeq and is marked provisional. Gene Ontology annotation, biological process: proteasome-mediated ubiquitin-dependent protein catabolic process.
AGCUGACUGGCAGGAGCUGGACGAUUUAAACAGUAAUCCGGGACUGCUGGCUGCAGUAAGAAUAUCGGGUCCGUCCCGCGAGAAGCGAGACUGUUAGGUAGUAUGGGAUGCCACUGAUUUCCCAUGAGGACUGUGGGCAUGUAGUCUCCUGCUAAUUCUGUCCAGACCCUCCCCCUUCCCAAUCCAAGAUGGCGGUCCAGGAAUCAGCUGCUCAGCUCUCAAUGGCUCUGAAGGUUCAGGAAUAUCCAACUUUAAAGGUUCCGUAUGAGACUCUAAACAAGCGUUUUCGGGCUGCCCAGAAGAACAUUGACCGAGAGACGAGCCACGUCACUAUGGUUGUGGCUGAACUAGAGAAAACAUUGAGCAGCUGCUCAGCCGUGGACAGUGUUGUUAGUCUGCUUGAUGGCGUAGUUGAAAAAUUAAGUGUUCUUAAGCGAAAGGCUAUGGAAUCGAUCCAGGCAGAGGAUGAGAGCGCCAAACUGUGCAAACGGCGGAUUGAACACCUGAAGGAGCACAGCAGUGACCAAACGGCGGCCAUCAAUAUGUGGAAAAAGAAGCGUAUGGACCGAAUGAUGGUGGAACAUCUCCUGCGCUGUGGCUACUACAACACGGCUGUGAAACUAGCCCGACAAAGUGAGAUCGAGGACUUGGUGAACAUUGAAAUGUUUUUGACUGCCAAGGAAGUGGAGGAGUCUCUGGAAAGGCAAGAAACCAUGACUUGCCUGGCCUGGUGCCAUGAUAACAAAUCAAGGCUUAGGAAAAUGAAGAGCUGCCUGGAAUUCAGUUUGAGGAUCCAAGAGUUUAUUGAACUGAUUCGACAGAACAAGAGGCUGGAUGCCGUUCGACACGCAAGAAAGCAUUUCAGCCAGGCAGAGGGCAGCCAACUAGAUGAAGUUCGCCAGGUGAUGGGGAUGUUGGCCUUUCCUUCCGACACCCACAUCUCUCCAUACAAGGAUCUUCUGGACCCAGCGCGGUGGCGAAUGCUCAUCCAGCAGUUCCGUUAUGAUAACUAUAGGCUGCAUCAGUUGGGGAAUAACUCUGUUUUUACUAUAACUCUUCAGGCAGGCCUCUCAGCCAUUAAAACACCACAGUGCUACAAAGAGGAUGGGACUUCAAAGAAUCCAGACUGCCCCGUGUGCAGCAAAUCGCUGAAUAAAUUAGCACAGCCCCUCCCACUGGCACACUGUGCCAACUCUCGGCUGGUCUGCAAGAUUUCAGGAGAUGUCAUGAAUGAAAACAAUCCUCCCAUGAUGCUCCCAAAUGGAUAUGUGUAUGGAUACAAUUCUCUGCUUUCUAUUCGCCAAGAUGACAAAGUUGUUUGCCCCAGAACCAAAGAGGUGUUCAACUUCUCCCAAGCUGAGAAAGUCUACAUCAUGUAGAUGCAGGAACCUCUUGGACCUCUCAACCUUGCCCCGAAAAACAUAACCGGAACGCUCGGUGGAGAGCAAGUAGAAACGCACAAUGGGGACACCAGUGACUGUUAGGUGGUUGCAUUCUUUCUUGCGACCAAAGAUUAACGAGCAACAACAGUACCUGCAUCAAGGAAACAUCAAAAGAAACAUUUGUACUUGAAAUUUACAGUUUUGAUCUUGAGAGUUUUGUAACAUCUGAUGCUUCUGAAAAGUUCUCCUUUAAGAAUUUAGCCAUUUUCUUUUUUUAACACUUAUUUGCUAUAGGGACUUGCAAUGCUUGACUGGUUCCUCAAGUUCUGAGGUUCUAGGGUUCAGUUUUUUUUUUAUUUUUUAAGAGGUCUUGGGAUCCUAUCUGCUAAAGCCUCAUUUUGCUUUGAGAAUGUAUUCACAAAGAAAUCAAAACAUAUUCUUCCAUGUUGGACCUACAGUUGCCUGGAAUGGGUUCGAUAGAGCUUUGCCUACAUUCUAACUGCACAUAAGCAACAGCCGUGGUCCUGAUCCGGCCGCCCUGGAUACGUAUUGCACCGUUAUCAACCAACAGCCGCAAAGGAAGUUUUAGUCUUUGUAACCUUAAGGAAGCCUUGCUGUAGAAACUUGUAUUUAGUGCUUAUUUUUGCAUGUUGGUGUUCAUCAACUAAUAAAAUAUUGUUCAUUUAA